Macroventuria anomochaeta is the source of this 503-nucleotide messenger RNA. RefSeq lists its product as uncharacterized. NCBI's taxonomy places the organism in Eukaryota, Fungi, Ascomycota, Dothideomycetes, Pleosporales, Didymellaceae. The transcript has a single exon. The record is from RefSeq and is a predicted model, not a curated record. Bases 205 to 441 code for a protein of 78 amino acids. Gene Ontology annotation, biological process: carbohydrate metabolic process.
CUCCCCAACCUUCCGCCCAUCAAGCCUCCGACAUAUGAAGCCGAGACAUCGGCAAAGGACUGCAUGAAGCCGCUACUAAAGCUGUCUCCAUCAACACCAAAAACUCUGGUGGAGAUUCCUGCAAAUUGGUAUGCGGAAGACAUGACACCAAUGCAGUUCUGGCCACAUACACCGAACUCAUAAGGGUAUAUUGAUGCGCGUGUCAUGGAGACUAUGUGGAAGGACAAGUUCGAGUGGAUCAGAACUGAGGUCGAAGAUAUGGGUGAGAGCGAUAUUAUGGUGUUUCCGUUGGUGCUGCAUCCUGAUACAAGUGGUAUGGCGCAUGUGAUUGGUAUGAUUGAGAGGAUUGUUACGUAUCUGAAGGACUGGGGCGAUGAGGUGGACUUUUGCACUUUUGAGGAUGUGGCGAAGGAGUGGAAGGCGAAGAACGCUGUAUCGUGAUGGUGAUGGGCCUAAGAGUCCUCAAGUUGCAGGGAAAGUUCCUGACCCAAGGUCGAGUUACA